Messenger RNA from Symbiodinium necroappetens, 801 nucleotides. Lineage: Eukaryota; Dinophyceae; Suessiales; Symbiodiniaceae. The record is from the annotation of a GenBank genome assembly.
AUGCAAGAGUUGAAAGACCUAGGUCUAGAUGCAAGUUCGGUGAUCCUCGACGCGAAGCCCCUCCCUACCGAGCGAAAGAGAGUUUUUGUUUUGGUCUCUCGCCUGUCUGGAGAGAACAGCUCGGAGAAUCUGAAGAAGGAAGUGGUGCAGCUGGCUGACAUAGUCCAGAAGAAGUUCCCGCAGCUGCACAUGGAGGCCUUCCUCGGCGGGCCUGCCGGCUCUUCAGGGUCAGCAGCUGCCCCGGUCUCCAAGAUUCCUUCGGCCCAGCCAUCCUCGGCAUCUCUCAUGGACGAGGCAGAGAUGGUUUCCAAGUACCACCAGGCGUUUUCCAAUGCCAUUGCCAAGGCUGUUCGGGCGAAGAGGCUGGACGACAAGGACGAGCACGCCUUCAAGAACGAUCGCCCCAGCCAUCUCCAUGACAGCCUCAAGCACGUGACCCCAUGGAUGAAGGCCCAGGUCGAUGUGUACUUCCUCAUCGGGCAGGCCUUGGCUGAGAAGAGGGGCUUGCAUGACUUUCUCCAGGAGAUGGUGGCUGACGUGUCUCAGAGCUGCGAUCGUGGCCGGGUCUCAUUUGGCAUCGUGCCGACGGUCACCAGAUCGAGCACACUCUACCACUAUGGUCAACGUUGCUUUGUCCCUUACGACCUGAUCUUCUCUGCACACGGCUAUCCGAUCGACAAUUUGUCGUGGAAGGGUGUGGAUGCAAAGAGCUUGGUUGGCAACGUGACUGCCAGCACAUCCCUGGUGGUCUCGAUGACUCCGCUUCUGAGGGCCUUGGGCGUCUUGUGCAGGUCUGGCUGA